This is a messenger RNA of Capra hircus (goat), 3769 nucleotides long. It is a transcript of the gene SMOC1, whose product is annotated as SPARC related modular calcium binding 1. NCBI's taxonomy places the organism in Eukaryota, Metazoa, Chordata, Mammalia, Artiodactyla, Bovidae. Gene Ontology annotation, biological process: extracellular matrix organization. Gene Ontology annotation, cellular component: basement membrane. The record is from RefSeq and is a predicted model, not a curated record. Gene Ontology annotation, molecular function: heparin binding; protein binding; calcium ion binding. The transcript has 12 exons. The coding region runs from base 282 to 1625 and encodes 447 amino acids.
AUUCCCAUGGCCCGGGCUCUGGCAUCCAACCUGCUGCCGCCGCGGCCCAGCCGAGCGGAGAGCGCCGCGCGCAGAGCACACACGCUCGCGCUCAGCUCCGCUCCCGGGGCGGUUCAUGAGCGCGCGCUCCGACUGCAGCCUCCGCGAUCCCGCGCUGCCGCCGCCCGCCGUCGCCAGGGUCCCCCGGGGUGGGAAGGAAGGCAGGAAGGCCGUCGCGGCCGUGCGCUCCGUGAAGCCCGCCACCCCUGUCCGCAGCCCGCUGCCCGGACCGGCCUGGCACCAUGCUGCCCGCGCGCUGCGCCCGCCUGCUCACGCCCCACUUGCUGCUGGUGUUAGUGCAGCUGUCCCCGGCUCGCGACCACCGCACCACCGGCCCCAGGUUUCUCAUAAGUGACCGUGACCCUCAGUGCAACCUCCACUGCUCCAGGACUCAACCCAAACCUGUCUGCGCCUCCGAUGGCAGGUCCUACGAGUCCAUGUGUGAGUACCAGCGAGCAAAGUGCCGAGACCCAACCCUGGCUGUGGUGCAUCGAGGCAGAUGCAAAGACGCUGGCCAGAGCAAGUGUCGCCUGGAGCGGGCUCAGGCCCUGGAGCAAGCCAAGAAGCCCCAGGAGGCGGUGUUUGUCCCGGAGUGCGCUGAGGAUGGCUCCUUUACCCAGGUGCAGUGCCACACUUACACAGGGUACUGCUGGUGUGUCACCCCCGACGGGAAGCCCAUCAGCGGCUCUUCUGUGCAGAAUAAAACUCCUGUAUGUUCAGGUUCGGUCACCGAUAAGCCUGCGAGCCAGGGUAACUCAGGAAGGAAAGAUGACGGGUCUAAGCCGACACCCACGAUGGAGACCCAGCCGGUGUUCGAUGGAGACGAAAUCACAGCUCCCACUCUCUGGAUUAAGCACUUGGUAAUCAAGGACUCCAAACUGAACAACACCAACAUAAGAAAUUCAGAGAAAGUUCACUCGUGUGACCAGGAGCGGCAGAGUGCCCUGGAAGAGGCCCGGCAGAACCCCCGCGAGGGCAUUGUGAUUCCCGAGUGUGCACCUGGGGGGCUCUAUAAACCAGUGCAGUGCCACCAGUCCACUGGCUACUGCUGGUGUGUGCUGGUGGACACCGGGCGUCCGCUGCCGGGGACCUCCACACGCUACGUGAUGCCCAAUUGUGAGAGUGACGCCAGGGCUAAGAGUGCGGAGGUGGAGGACCCCUUCAAGGACAGGGAGCUGCCAGGCUGUCCAGACGGGAAGAAACUGGAAUUUAUCACCAGCCUACUGGAUGCCCUCACCACUGACAUGGUGCAGGCCAUUAACUCAGCAGCGCCCACUGGAGGUGGGAGGUUCUCGGAGCCAGACCCCAGCCACACCCUGGAAGAGCGCGUGGUGCACUGGUACUUCAGCCAGCUGGACAGCAACAGUAGCAGCGACAUCAACAAGCGCGAGAUGAAGCCCUUCAAGCGCUACGUGAAGAAGAAAGCCAAGCCCAAGAAAUGCGCCCGGCGUUUCACUGACUACUGUGACCUGAACAAAGACAAGGUCAUCUCACUGCCCGAGCUGAAGGGCUGCCUGGGUGUUAGCAAAGAAGUUCUUCACAGAAAAGCUUGCUGCCCUUGUUCUGGACGAAUCCCUGCCCAGUGAGUAAGAGGAAGCUGAGCUGAAAAGUCGUGGAAGGGAGGAGUGUUCUGAACUGAGGCAAGUGAAGAGUGAGGCUGUGGAGGUGGGGAAGGAGAGUUUUAGAGGAGCUGAAGGACGUCAGGGUGACUGGGAUGCAUGUUUAGGGUGGAAGGGGAAGGCAGCAGGAGGUAAGGAUGAUAGAGUUUAAACUAUAUAAGGUCGAUGGGAAGCUGUUGAAGGGACUCAGUCAGAGAAACGAUAGCAUCAGUUUUGGUUAAAAAAAAAAAAUUCUUCCAAUGCAGUGUGGGAAAUGGAUCGGGGGAUGACUGAGGGCAGAGACCCAAUAGGAGGCCGGAGCACCGACCAGGCAGGAGAUGAUGGAGGCCUGAGUUAGGGAAAACCCAGUGGGUUUGUAGAGUACUGGGGGAGGUGACUGGGUAGGGCUUCAGGGCUUGGUGAUCGAGUGCAGAGAGGGAUGAGGGCUGGCGUGGGCAAUUGGAGGGUGGGCCAUUCACUGAGACGGGCAGCAUGGGAGGAAGAGAAGAGCAGGUUGGGGUGGGGGAAAGAUAACAGACAUGACUUGGACCUGUCAAGUUGGUUGCACCCCCAAAAUUAGAGAGUCACAGUGCAGGUGAAGGGUCUGGGCCGAUGAUGCCGAUUUGGGUAAUUCUGACUUGUUUGGUGCAGAGAACUGCCUUGAAACAGACAUAAGGGCUUUUCCUUGUUCUAACCCUUGGUUGAUAGGGUAAACCCAAAAGGUAGCUGGGGAGGUGGCUGAGGUACCCAGUCUUGGGAUCUGGCCCUGGUUCUGGGAUGUGUGGCCCUGGGUGAGUGACCUGUACUGGCCCUGGUUCUGGGAUGUGUGACCCUGGGUGAGUGAUGCUCAUCCCCAAUCCAUUUCCCACAUUGCCCCAGAAGAACUUUUUCUUAACCAAAACAGAUGCUAUCGUUUCUCGGACUGAAUCCCUUCAACAACUUCCCAUUGCCCUUAUAUAGUUUAGACUCUCUCACCUUCUGCUGCCUCCCCUCUCCUUCCAUCUCUAAACAUGCAUCUCAGUCACCCUGACGUCCGUCAGCUCCUCUAGGCAGUCCUGUCUGAUGAGGAUUCCUCUCUGUGCUCCCUCGACUCUGAGUCCCCAGGACAUGGUGCAGCGUCAUGGGUCAAACCCUGCUUCAGCCACAGACCAGCUCUCUCAUCCAAGUCAAACUACUCAGCCAUCCCAGAUUUCCGUUUCUUCAUCUGUAAGAUGGAAAUAACCAUAGUAUCCACCUCACAGGGCCAUUGUGCCGAUGCAAUGAGAUAGCGAGUUAAAGCAGUUGCCGAAGGCAUUGGGGGACCUCCGUGGUGGAGGCCUUGAGGGACCUCCAUGAAAGUCCCAUAGAUAAUACUAUUCUUCAUGAGACUGUUGCAGCUGUCAGAAGCACUGAUCACACUGCAUCCAGUCCAUGCUCCCGAUUCUCCCCUGCCAUCAUGGGUGUGCCUUCUCAAUUCCUAACCUCAGGCACAGUGCAUUAGAUCCUGGUCAAAUGACGAAGGGCUGGGAGAGGGACAUCCUGUGUGGUAGCAUUACGCUUUGGCACAUGUAGAAUCUGUGCCCAUUUCUCAGAGCACAAGCUGGGGGCCAGUAUUGGAAAGAGACUACCCAGUGUUUGCGUUGACCCCCAGGCCCACCUGGAGCACUUCUGGGCUCAGUAGGUUCAGAAUCACGGAGCUCCACCAGCACUCUGCCCUUGGUCCGCUUCCUGUGCUGGUAGUUAAGGUCUACAUGGCACACAGCAGCUAGGGGGAGGCUGGGUGUGCUGACCUCAGGUCCACGCAGCUCGCGGAGGCCUCCGGGCUGCCCUCUGAAGCUUUGCCAGGCACCAGGUGCGCAGGACCCAAAAGAAGCAGGCAUCCCUGGCACUUCCCAGCUCUGUAAUCUUUAGCAAGCUACCCAAAGUCUCUGAGCCUCAAUUUCCUCAUCUGCAAAGUGGAUAUGACAGCAUCUGCUUCACAGAUUUGGUGUGAAGAUUUAACAAGCUGGUGCCUGGUUUGCGGUGAAUGCACAGAAGAAAUUAGAAAUAGUCGAGGAACACAAGAGGCAGUGGUAAAGAGCUCUUCUGCCAACGCAAGAGAUGUAAAAGACCCAGAUUUGAUCACUGAGUCAGGAAGAUCCCCUGGAGGAGGA